Molecule: messenger RNA, 1719 nt
Organism: Penicillium olsonii
Lineage: Eukaryota; Fungi; Ascomycota; Eurotiomycetes; Eurotiales; Aspergillaceae
Source: the annotation of a GenBank genome assembly
AUGCCCCGGGAUCCCAAUCGCGAGCGGAUGCGCGCGCGUCAAGCUUGUCGAAAUUGCAGGUUCGUUGCUGGUCUUGGAUCACGGACACAGGACAUGCUAAGCGUCUCGUAUCCAGGAAGAAAAAGGCGCGGUGUCCUUCCGAAAAGCCAGCCUGUUCAACUUGCAUUCGCCUCAAACAAUCAUGUCACUACGAUAAGCCCCAUCCACCAGUAUGAACAAAACCCCUUACCAGACCAGUCUCUGAAUACCGUUCUGAUCAAGAAGCAGGACCGUUUGGCCGAUCUGGAGAGAAAGGUCGAGCUCAUCCUCAACCGUAAAGAUGAGUACUCUACGGGCAGCGCAGGUGGAGAUCUACAUUCAAAACGCCCCAAAGAACCACGCGAGGGCUUCUCAAACUUCAGGCCCAGUGAGAGUGAGCGCAUGGCAUCUGUGACCCCUAUUGAUGGACCGGAAUAUCACGUAGCCCAUGGCAACUCACCACAGGGCAAAGAAUGGGAUAUCUCCCGUAACCGCGAAUCGGCCAUAUCCAAAGCUCUUGUCGCCCACGGCAUUCAACUUUACUUUGAGCGAUUUCAUCGCCAACCUAUCUGGUGCUUUGACCCUCAAGACGUGGCCAAUCCAUCUGACAUACCAACCGAGCUCCUUUACAGUAUCUUGGAAUUGACUUCUCGAUUAUCGAACGAUCAACAAUUUCCGAGAUAUGGUACUCUUGCCAAGUCCUCAAUCUUCAUCCGUGUCUCAGAGGGAACUGCUGAUAUCGAAAUCAUUGAAAGCCUCUGUUUGCUUUCAUACUCUGCCUUCAUGGAUGGCAAUGAUCGCCUAGGCAAAUCCUACCUUGGCAUGGGCUUUCAGCUUUGCCAGGAGUUUGAAAUAGACCAACUCCCAAGGUCGAGUAUCGAAAACUCCACAUCAGAUCGUCAGAAGAGGUCUUUCUGGAGCCUUCAGUCGCUGGAGCAGUUUUACGGCGACCAGGAUGGCAUCUUGAGCAGACUUCCUGACAUUUGGCGCCCUUAUUACACAUCCAACGUCGGCAAAUUGCUGUUCCCCGGCAAUUCUACAGAAAUAUCAACAGCUUCCGACAUCGGCAUCUGGAUGUUUUCUGUGCAUUUUGGCUGGGCGUGGAGUAGAGUGCGCGAAUACGUCUCCGAAUGUUCCCGGAAUCAACUCAAAGAGCCUUGGCACCUCGACUCGACUUACGCCAAGGUGCUCGCGGAUAUGACACAAAUUGAGAAUAAGGUACCCUUAUGCCACCGAUAUGACAAGUUGAAGUUCUACCAACGCCAGCCGGAGGAAGUACAACUACAUCAAAACUAUUGGUUGCCCUGGCUAAAGCUCCAAUUCACGUGGCACGCAAUACUCACAACGAUCAACCAUCCUUUCUUGUACAUCACAGCAUCGCAGAACCAUCCCAGUCUUGCUAUUCCGAAUACCUUUUGGAGAAGGUCUUCAGAGCUUGUACUACUACACGCCACCUGGACUGUGCGCUUGAUCGAUAUGAUCCAAGAGAAAGGAAUCGAAGUACUAGAUCCUUUCUUCGCCCACGCUGCAGCCAUCGCAGCGACAGUACACAUCUACUUUUCUUGUGCUCCAGAUCCACGAUUGAAACAGAAGUCCCGGCUAGAUUAUGAGAAGUGUCGAAAGUUCAUGGCAACAUUCUCCACCGUCUCACAUGCUUCUGAACGUCUUGUAAGUCCCUUGUUCACGAUCCAACGGUCAUGA